GAAAAUGGGACAAACAUAGAGCAGUAAUUCUUUGAGUACAAAGAACUUUUUAUUGAAGCUUUCAAACUGUUACAUAGGAUGUUGCUUGCAACAUUCAUGUCUCAGAUCAUUCGCUAUUCGUGACUUUCCGUGAACACCUUCAAGAUUCGUAAAGAGAGAUUUCAGUGUCUUAUUUAUUUAGUUCAUAGUCGAGUUGGGCUUGAGUGAAGUAGUAGUCAUCGAACGCUUGUGAGAUGCUUGUUAUGAAAACACCUCUAUCUAAUUCACAUUUCAUCAGUAGCCAUGCAGAAUAAGUGUCUGCGAAAAUUUAGCUAUGGUACAGUUAGCCCCUAGUUGAUUUCUGUCGUUUUCAGCUCUAAAACAAGUUAUUGUUCUGCAACAGUGCUGCAUAUUUCUUUAUUUCUACGCGUUGAGAGUAUUUAUAAUAUUUUUUUACAGUUACUAAUGGUAAUAAAAAUAUGUCAGUUAUUAUCUUGAAUAGAAAACAAAGCUGUCAGGAAAACUAAUUAAAUUGCACAAUGGUUGCAGUAUUACUGGUUCUUACAAACCAUGAAGACAUGGGAAACACUGGGAAAAAGACUGGCUGGUAUCUUCCAGAAUUGGCUCACCCUUACCAUGUAUUCAAGGAGGCAGGGUACAGUAUGACAAUGGUUAGCCCAAAGGGAGGAAAGGCACCCUUGGACAAGAGCAGUCUUGAUGCAUUUGCAGAGGACCCAGUCUGCAAAGAAUUCCUCAAGAGUGACGGAAUGAAAGCCACUGAAACCACUUCUACCAUUGCCUCUGUUGAUCCAGCCAAGUUUGAUGUUAUCUUUUAUGUUGGUGGUCAUGGACCAAUGUUUGAUCUAGCAGACUGUGAAGUCAGCAACAAAGCUGUGGCAACAGUUUAUGAGAAAGGAGGGAUUGUUGCUGCAGUUUGCCACGGUCCUGCUGGUAUUGUAAACACAAAGUUAUCAAAUGGUGAAUACCUUGUGAAAGGCAAGAAAGUGACAUGUUUCACUGACCAUGAAGAAGGCGUGAUGAAGCUGGUGGAAGCCAUGCCAUUUCUCUUGGAAACCAAGCUCAAAGAACAUGGUGCAGAAUUUGAAAAUGCAGAGGCAUGGCAACCUUGUGUCUCUGUCAGUGCCUGUGGGAGAGUGGCAACCGGGCAAAAUCCUGCCUCUGCAACACCCUUGGCAGAAAAAAUUGUGGAACUUUUAAAGAAGUAGAACACUUUUAACCGUUUUGGAAACCUUAUAGCAGGCUUUACUGUGUGGUUUCUUGCUAGUAGUGUAGAAUCAAUUUAUGAAUUAAUUUAAGAGGCAAGGGAAUUUUAGCUCUUGUGGACAGGUUAAUUUGUAACUUUUGGCUUCACUUCUUACUGGAAAGCAUUAAGAGGUCCUGCUGUCACUGUUAGUAUUUUGAACUUGUAUAUGUUAAAAGUACUUCCAAGAAAUAAAGGGUUCCAAACAAAGU
This is a messenger RNA of Pocillopora damicornis (cauliflower coral), 1452 nucleotides long. RefSeq lists its product as uncharacterized. NCBI's taxonomy places the organism in Eukaryota, Metazoa, Cnidaria, Anthozoa, Scleractinia, Pocilloporidae. The record is from RefSeq and is a predicted model, not a curated record. Gene Ontology annotation, molecular function: glyoxalase III activity. Gene Ontology annotation, cellular component: cytoplasm.